Messenger RNA from Punica granatum (pomegranate), 3341 nucleotides. The record is from RefSeq and is a predicted model, not a curated record. Lineage: Eukaryota; Viridiplantae; Streptophyta; Magnoliopsida; Myrtales; Lythraceae.
AGGUAGAAAUCAAGGAAAAAUAUCAGAUGGACCGAAAGGUUCAUGAGAAAGAGAGGAAAAUUCGGGAUGUUCAGGUCAGCUGAUGGACGGUUGGUGACAGCACCUUGACUUCUCUCCUCCAGCUGCCUCCUUUCCUCUCAACCCUCACCUCAUUCCCGAAAACAAAAACCCUAAGGCACUCUCUCGGAAACCCUAGCCGAACUUCCCCUGGGCUGAUCCCGAAUCCUCCCAUUGAUUCUCCCUGAACUCCCUCUGGGCUCCAUAACGGUAGGCAGACCAGACCCGACCCUAGUCUCCUCCUCUCUGAUCGUCUCUCUCUCUCGCCCCUUCUCAGUUCCGGCACAAACACAAACAGAGAGUAACCUCAGCAUUUCCAACACCAUUCCUAGCUUCUUCUUCCUUCCCUCGGUGACUCCCAGUGAAAAAAAAAAAGAACAACAGCAGCAACUACGAGCUUUAAAGAUACGUUUGUACAAGCACCUGAUGUGAUUCAGCUUCGAGCUCACACCCGCUGGGACCUUCUUCGACCAGCAGCUGCAACCAGCUCGUGGGCUGUGCUGUUCCGCAACUCCGGUGAGCUUAUUCGAUCUCUAUUUUGGCUGGUUUUGUAUAGCUAUAAUAUGCAAUGAUUUCUUGGUUGAUUUGGAGGACAUUUGGCUCGAUUUUGAUGAGUAAAAGACAUGUUUGUGAUGAAGGCUUAGUUACCCAAUGAUUUCUUGAUUAAUUUGGAGUCAUUUAGCAUGAUUUCCUUAGAUUGAGGUCGAGUUUAUGAUAGUGGUUGAGCUGAGAAACGAUUGUUGGUUCGAUUAAGAUGGUUCUAGCUUGAUUUCAAUGCUUAGAGAUUACGUUAAGAGUAUGGGCUGAGCUGUAUUUCUUUUUCUUUGACGGCUUUAUGGAAGUUUGCAUGGUUCUAAGAGCUUAAAUCCUCGUUUUGAUAUAGUGGCCGAGUUAUGAUACAGUUUUUUUCAUGGUUUCGAGCUCGUUUGGUAUGAAUCAAUUGACUUUUGGUUGGGUCUAAGGCAUGGGCUGAACGAGAUGAUGCUCUAUUGAUCAGGUUGAGGUCCUUUAGCAUAAUUUAGAUGAUUUGUGAUGGGAUUAUGGUACGGACUGAAUUGAUUGAUGGUUCUCUGUUCGGUAUAAGCACAUUCGACAUAAUAUUGAAGGCCAUACGUUAAAAUUAAUUGUGCGGCUGACUUGAACGAUUAUGGACGUGCUGUAACUUCAUUGCUUGCUGGUCUGCCUAGAUUUUGAUCCUUAGAGACUUGUUUUGGCCGCCUUCAAGUCAUUACAUGAGUUGUUAUUGUGUCCAUAUGUCUUAGUAUCGACUUUCUUAACCUUUUAUGUCAUUCCGGGUGCUAGGAAGUCGAGUCAUUGGGACUUUAAAGUCGUGACAAGAUUUCAAUGGUGGUCUUGGAACUCAUUUCAUUAGCCUUAUUCUCGAUCUUGUUCAUGGCUCGCAUAUUUGCUUUUGUCCCGCUUCUCCCGUGUUUGUUUCUUGUCUUGCAUGUCUCACGAGAGGAGAAGAAAGGCGAGAUAUAAGAAGAUAUUUGGCCAAUGCCGAUGGAGAUCCAAGACGACGUGGAGACUCACCUAGGCUUAGGCUGAGUCCCGACUUGAAGGCCGCCCCGGUCCGUGGUAGUCAAGGAUCUUCCGAGCUAGCUCAUCCUGAGAAUCUCUUGGGAUCAGGGAUGUCACGCCCGGUCUCCUGCCCGCGCCUCGACAGAGUCACACCACCGCUCGAGGAGAUUACCCGUAUAUGAAAAGCAUUAUGCCCAGUCGACCGCCGUUGCAUCUCUAUGUUCGUAGGGGAUAUCCCUUUGUUGGCUACUCGGCAAGUUGAUUGGAAUUUCCUCGAAGCCGCCAUCGCAUUCUGGAACCCAAGUCGCGCCGUCUUCGACAUACAGGGUACCGAGCUCACGCCAAACAUCGAGGAGUACCGGACACUUAUCGGUCGAACCGCAGUUGUCCACGGCAUUGUAGAACCCAACUUCCACACCGCCCGAUCAACCCUAGUCUCACGCCUACUCGGGGUUCCCACGACUCGUUUGAAUGCUGAACUCGCAUACUCCGGCAGCACGGAGAUUGCAAUCGAGAAACUCCUCUUUUUUAUUGAGUCCCGAGCGCAUAAGGUCCAGGGGAAUUUUCUUCGAAAGGAUUUAUGUCAUGCUGUUCUAUUGCUAAUUUUUGGGAUCCUCUUAUUCCCUCGCUCGCAUAGUCUCAUCGAUGCGGCCUUGGCCAGCGUUGUCCUCCAAAUGGUCGGAGGGCGUGGUUAUGAGGUAGCCCUCGUGGCUGAGACCAUCCGGUCCCUCGACCGCGUCUUGAGAACAUGCGACCGAAGGAUAAGAGGAUCCCCUAUGCUUUUACAAAUUUGGCUCCAAAGUCACGCAAACCCUCUGCGUUUGGUGCGCUCGAUUAUGUAUUUUAAUGGUCCAGAGUCAAUUAUUUCUCGAUUGCUACCCCUCCUGCGUGUGGAAGAACGCAAGGUCUCUGAGUGGAGCAAAAUUUUUCGUGAAAUAGCACCAAGGGGCUUCAAGUGGCGUGCCGCGUGGAUGCCACCCGGACCCAUGGCCCUUAGGUGUCCUGAUUUUUAUGGAGUCCCACUCAUGAGUCAUGCGGGGUCCACCACUUAUUUUCCGGCGCGAGUAGUGAGGCAGCUCGGUGGCUUACAAACGGUCCCCGAGGAUACGACGCGAACUAGAUUUGAACAUACUUGGCGGGAGGAUCAGACACCCGCAGAUCGCCAAAGUAACGUCGAUCAGAUACUGGAUGCAUGGCGAACUGUGAUUACCGAGCUUCCAUACUUCCCCGAGCAUCCGACCCUUGAUGAGCGGGAUUUCCAAGUUACAGAAGAAUACAUCCUUCGCUUCUACCGAUGGGGUCCAGCAGCACACGAGGAUCUCGUCAACUCUCCGCGAGUCGGAGAUGGCGGGUCACCCGGCGCAACUCCCACUCCGAAUAUGGCCAUCCAAGCCGAGCUCACUCAUCUCAGAGCCGAAAGAGAUCGUCUUCGUUGAGAAGUCGCAGAGAAGGACGAGCAGCUUGUUGACCAGCGCCAACUACAGAGAGAGCUCGCCCAGACUCGUGUCGAGCUACAGAGGCGCGAUCAGGAAUUGGCACGAGCAAACGCCGCUUUGGAGAGGUCCAGGAAAAGGACCCGCGGGGGUCCAUAUACACCCUAGGAUAGACACCCCUGCCAGACCCUUGAACUAGGACUUUCCAUGGCGAUGGUUGCUUGCUCCCCGAGCGCGGUGGAAAAUCGACUUAGGACUUCAAUUUCAAAACUUGCAUUGUACUUUGAAUCGUCCUAGUCAAUAUGAAUGACCGCAUUAGUAUUUUCAAAA